UAUGUAUCGUUCAUGUUAAACUGCACCAAAAUAUAUUAGAACAAAUAUAGCAUGUCAACAAUAUUUUUAAAAUUGUACAUUUGAUGUAGAGGGAAGUUUGAGAUUUAAAACAUAAUGUAAUGAUGUAACAAUUAAGGAAUCAUGUAUAAUUUAAUAUAAUAUAUUUAUAUAUAAAAUGCAGGAUCAUUAUGAUUUUGGAAUGAACAGUUAUAUGUAUAUAAUAUAUAUAAAAUUUUAUAAAAUAUUUCUGUAUUUUAAAGGAUGUGAAAACUCAAAUUAUUAUUUGUUUUUACAAUUUUAGAUAAUUUUGUUCUUAUUUAUUGGAGGAUGUAUGAGUAUUUCUGAUGAUUCAAACUAUGAUUUUGAAGAGAGUUGUUAAAUAGAUACAAAUAUAAUAAAUGUUUUCGGACUGGUUAACUUGUGUAUUAUUUACAUUUCAAAAUGCUCAUUUUGAA
This is a messenger RNA of Paramecium sonneborni, 455 nucleotides long. The record is from the annotation of a GenBank genome assembly. Lineage: Eukaryota; Ciliophora; Oligohymenophorea; Peniculida; Parameciidae.